AUCACUUCUGUGUUGAGGGGGAGUCAUCGUAUGCAAGGGCCAUUAGAGGAAACUCAGAAGAAGUAUAUGGUGAGGAGAAAGGGUAAUUUACAUGCUUGGGAGAAACCUUCUGGUUUGUGUAAGGAGACACUGAGCAUUCCAGUUGAAGAAAUAGUCUCUCCUGGACUGGAACCAUCACAGGCUGAAAAAGGAAUAGGCAAGCCUUCCAUGAGACAGAAGGUUCGUACCAGAGCUGAGUCUGGGACGUGUAAUGUGUGCUCCGCCCCUUGUUCAUCUUGCAUGCAUCUUAAGCUAGCCUGCAUGGGAUCAAAGGGUGAUGAGUUUUCUGAUGAAACCUGUCGUGUAACUGCAUCGAGUCAGUAUUCUAAUAACGAUGGUGAUGGUUUAGUCUCUUCUAAAAGUAGAGCACGUGACAGCUUACAGCAUACCACUAGUGAAGCAAGCAACCUGCUCAGUGUCAGUUCAAGUCAUGAUUCUCUGUCUGAAAAUGCAGAAAGUAAAGCAAACAUAAGGUCAUCUGAUGCUGAUGCCUCAGCUGAUUCUCAGAUGCUUCCAAAGCUGUCCUCUGGUAGAGCUGUUGCAGAGGAUCAGUUUUCUCUGAAACCACAGUGUCUUUCAGAUCAGAAAGCUUUCUCAAAGAAGCAUGGGGAUUUUAAAUCUGAAGAGGGCCAUGAUGAUAACAUGUCAUGUGUUAGUAGAGCUGUUGAUACAAGCAAAGUGGUUAGUUAUCCUAACAAGAAUUUAGACAGGAAUAAUUUAUUGCGCAGUUCAGCUUUAGAAGUGGAAGGAUCUGGAAAGGCACUAUUUUCUCACAAAUCAGACUCAUUGGAGACUCCUUCAAAUGAUGCUGAUGCUGGUAGUAGCUCACCAAAGGUCCAGACUAAGUGCCUUUCCUUGAAUGCAAAUGGUAAACGUUUCGAUGAAGAUCCAUCUUUACAUGACCAUGGAAAACCAUUUGAAUGUCCAAUGGAACAGGUCAAUCUGUCAUUGUCAAAAAAAGCAGCAUCUAAUAUUGAUUGUGGCAGCAACUUGGCUGCACACAACAAUGCUGAUAAUGAUGCAAAUGGUAAAAGUACCAUUAAUGCAGAUAGUUCCAAGGUUUCAUGCAAAAUCUAUUCAAAAUUAGAAUCAGAGGCUGACAAGGAUAGUGGGGACCAAUCAGAUAAGGGUUUUAAAUGUCCUGACCAAGGUGGACUAGAAGAGAAGUUGAACGAGUCAGAUGAGUUAACGGAUACGCAGGAGCCUCCUUUGCAAUCUGCAUCCGGUGACGAGAGUGACGAGUCUGAAAUUCUGGAACAUGACGUAAAAGUAUGUGAUAUUUGUGGGGAUGCAGGUCGGGAGGAUUUGCUUGCUAUAUGUAGUAGGUGUGCUGAUGGUGCAGAACACACCUAUUGUAUGCGAGAGAUGCUUCAGAAACUUCCUGAAGGUAAUUGGCUAUGUGAAGAAUGCAAGUUGGCUGAGGAAACUGAAAAUCAAAAGCAAGAUCCUGAGGAAAAAAGAACAAAUGUAGCAAAUACACAAAGCUCUGGCAAGAGACAUGCAGAACCUAUAGAGCUGGCUUCAGCACCCAAAAGGCAGGUUACUGAAUCAAGUUUGGCAUCACCCAAGUCAUGCAGUCCUAGCAGAAUAGCUGCGGUAUCACGUGAUACUUCAUUCAAGAGCUUAGAUAAGGGAAAAGCAAAGAUAGCUCAACAAACAUCUUUUGGCAGUCGCUCCAGUAUUGAUAUUCCGGAAAAUGUACGCCCUUCUUUGAAUGGACCACGUGUUCAAACCUCCAAGGGUAAGAAUCAGAGCCUUGUCCAUAUUCUUACUGUACAAUGCAUAGAGCGAGGUCCAAUUUACACUUAG
Messenger RNA from Dovyalis caffra, 1848 nucleotides. Lineage: Eukaryota; Viridiplantae; Streptophyta; Magnoliopsida; Malpighiales; Salicaceae. The record is from the annotation of a GenBank genome assembly.